This is a messenger RNA of Trichogramma pretiosum, 10688 nucleotides long. RefSeq lists its product as uncharacterized. Gene Ontology annotation, molecular function: protein binding. The record is from RefSeq and is a predicted model, not a curated record. Gene Ontology annotation, biological process: autophagy. The coding region runs from base 1260 to 9173 and encodes 2637 amino acids. Lineage: Eukaryota; Metazoa; Arthropoda; Insecta; Hymenoptera; Trichogrammatidae. The transcript has 21 exons. Gene Ontology annotation, cellular component: intracellular membrane-bounded organelle.
AAACAAAGAGCUUAAAGUCGGUUCUUCGUCGAGAGUAAUAUAACAAGACUCGUGCCAAUUCUAAAGUUUCCGUUUUUCAUGAUUUUUACCAGAAAGUAUUAUAAAAAAAAUGCAUUGAAUUAGCGCCCGUUAUGGUAAGAGGCUUUCUACGCUGCAAGCAUUUGAAAUUCACAAUUUGUGCGUUCGAUACACCCACCCAACUACGAGUCAAGUUCGAAGCUUUCGCGUACGCACAUCAGUCGCACGAUAACAGCGAAGCAAACGAUAUAGGAUAGAGUCGCGCGUCCGAGACAGAUAGUGAAAGAGACGACGCGCGCGGACGUGGGUAAUUAACGCGCGCGCUGCGUCGAGAGCAGCAGCUAGCCUCUACUAGAGAGCUGUUGGCAGCAGCAGUUCGCCAUAUCGUGACCGUGCGCUUAUAUCGUAUGUAUGUACGUAUAACAUACAAUAAUAUAUAAUGAUGCUGCUGCUGUUGCUGCUGCUGCUCAGACUCGGCUCGAGCUUCGUAAUCCAUGAGUUGCAUUUAUCAAGGUACAUGUGACAGCGCACAACAGUGUCGUGUGUGUGUGUUUAUUAUUAUCAGCCAUCGUCAAUCGUCAUAGGGAAGGGCUCGAUCAGUGACUGACUGGCCUCAUGCGAGAUACGACAAACGACUCGUUAGCUUGGUGCUGCUGCUGCUGUGGUGUGCCGAUAGACGACGUAUCGACGAGUACAUUAUCGCACGCACACAUAUGUGUUGUACAUUAACGCACAGUGUUCGUAUAUACGCUGUGUUUCGGUGUAGUGUUGCUUCUGUAGGCCCAACUGCCAACUAGCUAGCAGAACACACACAAAAAAAAGGAUAUCGCACGGAUAGUCGUGUGGCGAGUGUUGUGGAACUGACGCUUUUGCAGCCAGUCGAGCCCCGCAGCACAUUAAGAUCAGCGUGUUUGUGUGUGUGUGUGUGUGUGCGUGCAUGCGUGUACUUGUAUAUAUUGUUUUAUAAUUUUAAAUUAUAAAACGUCGUAUACACGCAACAAAGAAUAAAAAAUACAUGUACGUGCGAAGCUAUAUAGCCGUUAUAUAGCGUCGAGAUAUAAUUUGUGAGUGCAACCCGCAACGUAUACAACCCACUCCGUGGUGUAUAAGCUCGGCUGUAUUAUAUACAUGCAGGCUGCAAGCGAACAGCUAAGCUGCUGCUGGUGCUGCGACAGGGAGAGCUGCAAAAAUCAUAAUCUCAGGGAUUGAGAGUCGCACUGGAUCCUAUAAAAUCAGAAUAAAUGGAUAAAGACCAAAACAAAUCAAGACUGUACCACAACAGUCAAACUCAAAAUGUAUUACGAAAUUUAAUGCUACGUGAUAGUGGCUUUCACAUGACAAAUAUAUCUAGUACUAGAGAAUUUGAACACAUUGCAGAAACAAAACUUGUCAUAAAAAAUUUAGAAGAAUUAAAAUGUGAACUACCUGGAGUUCCUAGAACUACAUUUUUAAUGGUGUUUAGUCCAGAUGGCUCAAAAGUGGCAUCAACUCAUGGGAACCAUGACAUCUAUAUCACAGACUUAACAACGGGAAAAAAUUUAAAAAUUUUAUCAGGUCACCCCCGAACACCAUGGUGUAUAGCCUUUCAUCCUAUAAGCAACGAUAUUUUAGCUUCAGGAUGCCUUGGUGGACAAGUUCGAGUUUGGGAUCUGAGUGGGGGUAGUGAAAUAUGGAAUUCAAAGAGUCAAAUUGCAUCUUUGGCUUUUCAUCCGGUAUACAGAUUACUAGCUAUUGCAACGUACAAUGAAGUUCAUUUUUGGGAUUGGGAUAAACCAGAGCCAGAGAAACAUGUCACUACCAACUCCCAUAGAGAGAAAGUCAGGUAUGUGGCUUUUGACAACUUGGGACAGAAACUUAUAACUGGUAUUGCAAAUCCAACUCAAAACUCUCAAUGGGAUAGACCACCAGUGGAACAUUUAAUACGUACAAUACCCAUUUCUAGAUAUAUACGUAAUAGAGCUCAAAGGGAAAGGUUUUAUGAGGGCGAUUUGUAUCCUCAUUGGAAUGGCUCUCCGCUUCAUGCUCCACAAAUGAACGAUGGUGACAAUAAUCGUGAUAACAAUCCACCAGAUGCUCCACGACCGGAGAGACUUAUCCUGCCUCGUAGAUCAUAUUUAAGUCAGCGCAGAAUGUUACCGCGAGAAUCGUUUGCGCACAUGGGUGUCGGCGGAUCAAGGGUAGUUUAUUUCGACGAUCCUAUGAUCGAACGACCGCGUCGUCGUCCAAUUGCGCGAAACUACACGUCACAUAGAUCGAACUCGAAUAGUCAAUCGAUUCCUAGUCGCUCCUCGGAUUAUAUUCGCCUGCCACUGAAUCACCACCUGCGCGUCUCGUACAACGUGCCAGGAGUGGGUGGCAUGAUGCCGCUCGACGUCAGAGACUCGACCCCGGAAACUCAUCCCCGCAGAGCGGCUUGGUCAACAUUCGCCCAAGAUUACCCGCUAACGUACAGUGCCACAAGCGGCAGCAAUAUUAAUAACAGGAGAGCAAGCGCGAGAUCACCAGCCGCUUCUCCUUCUGUGUCGACGUCCUCGUCGUUCAACUUUCCGGCACCCUCGGGUACUCAGCACAGGCCGCCGCCAGCAGCUAAUCCAAACGUAGCCGAGGCAGCCGACGACGUAGCGCACACUUUGAGACGCAUAGAGUCGGACGAGGAAAGCAACGAGGACGACAUCCUUCAAUCGGAUGAACCACACGAAGAGUCGGAUCAUCGUGUAUCUCUUUACGAGCGACUGCGACGAAAUCGCAAUCGGAUCAGAGAGAGACAUCGGCGCUUCGAUCAGUACAGGACAUCCUUGCUGGAGUAUCGUCGACGCAGAGAAGCACAGCAACAAGCCGAUCGGAAUGCAGAAAACGAGGCGGUCGCCGCUAAUUCGCAGGAGCCCAAUAAUUACUUUCUCGCCGAAGCAUUCGCCCAGAUGUUACGGAACAUACUGAACUUCAGCGCACAAGAGACGAACGUGAGCCUCGAGCGACUUCAGCAAAAUCUACGUUUGUUCAUGUCGGAGUCCGGACAGGUCGUGCGAGCGGGCAUGAACCUGAUGCGCGACGAUCUGCAGGACACCGCUCAGAACAACAGCAUCUGCCUGAUGAACCUGUACAAAUUGCGAGAGGGUCUGCGUUCUCGCAUCAGCUCCAUGUCCAGAAUGCGUAACCACGCUUCGAACUGGCGCUUGAUGACUUUUCUCAGGCUGUUAAACGACGAGGUGCAGGAGCUCAACAAUAUGGAGGGUCAGCUGAUCGAUACGAAUUACCGUAUCGAAGCGCUGAGAGACCAGCUCGCGACUUUCAUGGACGAGAUGCGCUUCAGGGAGUCGACGACCGCCGCCUCGGCCUCGAAUCCAGACGGCCAAGUAUCACCGCAGGUAGUGCCUAGUAGUAGUGCCGACGCCAACGUCGAAGAAGACGUCGUGACAGUGCAGCCUGUGCUGACCGUACGCGACGAGGAAGAAACGCAGCAGGAGGCUCCGAACCAAUCUCCACCGACGUCGGAGGACAGCGAAGCUUCGUACGUACCGACGUUGAGCGCAUCGAGGCGAAGGCCACUGGAGUCGGACGAUAUUCUAGACGAACAGCCCAGAACGAGCCGAAGAAGAAUAGAGAGCGACGUCAAUUAUCCUGCCCCGGAUAAUCCCGAGUACAGCUCGUUGUCGAGCGACGACAGCACCGCCGGAGUUCCUACCACUCGUCGAGGUUCAUUUUCCGUCUCAUCGCGGUCGGCUUUUCAACCGACUCGCUCUGGUGUCACGCAGCGCAGUAAUAUUGGCGCAACUACUCCCAGUAGCAGUACCACUGCCAACCCUCGCGAUCAACCCGAAUCUUCGAACGUGGUUAAUAACGAAGCGGGCCCGAGUUCCGCUGCUGACCCGACCGACGAAUUAAACACCAGACACACGUCGCGCAUCAUAAGAAGCGCUCAGCGCAUAUCCCAGAGUAAUUUCGAUAUUUUCUGGGACGCGUUUCAACGCUAUCUAAAUUCUGUCACAAUGACUGAAAUGACUGCUACGGCUGCGGCACCGACACCUCCAGCAGCAGCAGCAGCAGCAGCAACAGCAGCGGCGGCGACAACUGCAGCAACAGCGAACGAAACGGAGAAUGCUGGGGAGCAGUCCGAGAAUGGCUACUGGUUACUCGAGGAAAACAGCAACUCGGAUUCGAAUCACGACGAGCGCCAUGGCGAUAACAGUGCGAGUGCUAGUUUUCGUAGGAGGGCAAGUCGCUGGAUACAACUAGACUCCAACAAUAGCAAUCCGCAGAUUUCACAACCACCCAGAGAAGAUAACUGGAGGCUACCGUUUAGAUCUCGAGUAUCGGAUCCCACCGAUCGCUUGUCACCAAUUUCAGCUAGUUCGACUCGUUACGAACAGCCACCUCUGUAUCCGUUCAGAAGUCUUCAAGAAUCGAUUAAUCGUCGUAUGGCUGAUGAUCCUGUAGCCAGUACAUCUUCUCCUAUGGAAGUAGACGACCAACCACCAAGCGUAAAUCGGAGGAUCAAUACAGGUCUGCAAAAUCUAUUAUCUGCUGCUGAACGCGCAGAGACGGAAUCGAGAUCUAGUAAUACUGAAUCCGUUGAACAAAAUGAUGUGGCAACUGCUAGAACUCGAAAUGAAUCUACAACAACCACAACUGUUGGCUCUAAUAAUGAUCAAGACAGUCAAAGUACAGAUGAAGGAUUUAGAGAAUUGCGAUUAUUAGCACGUCACAUUUCGAAUAUACAACGGCUUGGCCGAGUGCGUUUGGAAAUCGCCCAGUUACAAACAGUGCGUAGGAUAUGGGAAAGGCUACAACGACGAAUCCGACAUCUGUACAUGACGACUCGACCAACCGAUCGUCCUCAAAGCAACGAUCCCUUAUCCUCUAGCAGAGCGCAGGAGGCACCGGCCGAGGCGUCCAGGGUGUUCCCUCCGAAUGUCGAUUCGCAAUCGGAGCCGGCGCGAAACUUCAAAAAGACAUUGAUCGAGCAUUACAAACGAGAGGGCACGGAGCCGAGUACGAGCGGCGAUCGUACUCAGCAGCCGUCGACCUCCACCGCCGGCGAGCCAAGCGGCAGUGACCAAACACAACGCUCCGUCGAGGAUCACACGUACUCGAGCCCAUCGGCCUCCGGCUUGGCUGCGUCGUCGUCGUCGUCGUCCGCCGGCGUCGAAGGAAACAACAGCUCGGCGUCCGCGAACGACCCCAAUCUGCAGCUCUCCAACAUAGCCAACUUGGUCAAUGACAUUUCCGCCAGUAUUUACGACUCGCUCAGGCUGCCGACGCCCUCGGAUCUGUCGAGGCGUAGCGGCGACGCGCGACUGCAUCAGCCCGGCGGCCGAAGCGGCGGCGCGAUCAACGAAGGAGCGAGUACGUCGCGCGGCACCACCACCACCACCAAUCCUCUACCGAGCUAUCCUCGAGCGAGCACGUCGGCCGCGACGAGCGACGACGCUCAGGCCAGCUCCUCGUCCCAGGUGGACAGUUCGGCGUCGAGCAGCAUGUCCGAGUCGCCGACUAAUUCGAGUCUUCAGGAGAGACAGUCCAGAUAUCAAAGAGUGUGGCGAUAUGGUAGAAGAACAUACUUGCGUAGACCACGGCUGCCAUAUGUGGGCUCACGACACAUGAAGCGAGCAGCCAGCGUGCAAAAUCUUACUCAUUUGUAUCGUCAAUACGAUCGAUUACGCAGAAAUCAGCGGCGCAACGAGAUGCUGUCAUCAGGUGCGACCGGCUUCGGUACGACCCAUCUAGCGCGCCGUAGCCGAGUGCUCGAGUCGACUUCAGCUAUGCUCAUGAAGCUGCAAGGUCUGCUGCAUCAACUCAACUCGAUGGUCCGAUUGACCGAGUACAGAGACUCGACGGAAAUGACCGCCGAGCAGUACGAGAGUCAAGAGAUGGUAGAGAAUCUGCGCGAAUUGAUCAGGAUACAGGCGCGCGAGGUGCUCAACGGCCUCAUGGUCGCGAGUCUGACUCGAUUCUUCGAGGAAAUUCGCCCGGGAAACAACUCCAACAGCCUCUCCGAUCGACUGUUCCGCGAGGAGAUCUCCAAUAUGCACACACUGCCGCGCCUGGGCAUGGAACUGACCGAUCUUUUGCUCGAGCAGCACACCCGAACGAGGCGUGAAUUGCUGCACUUCAAUUAUUUCGAUUUCGAUGCCACCAUGGCCGCGAGACAGCCGCAACAGGCAGCCGGCAACGGCGAGCGAAACAGAACUAGCGUUGGGACCAAUACCACGCCUGUGAAUGAGGAGCCAAUGGAUGAAACGAAUCAGGAUGGUAGUAGCUCAAAUUCCAAUGAAAAUUCUUCAGACAGGUCGACUGCGAGCACGACGACAGUGGCCACAAACACACCGCCGAGCGCUACCGGUAUACCGCCAGAACGGAUGUCCGCGAUCGAAAGAAUCGAAAGAUUGACAGCUAUGUUUGGCGAUGCCAAGAACAGCAGCGCAACGAAUCCAUCGACGUCCCAACCGAUGCCGAAUACAAAGAUGGCAAACGACGGUGCUCGUCCGUCGACCAGCAAAGCAGAACAGGACAACGAGCAGCGAAAAGCGAGCCAAGAAACCACGAGUGAACGUCCGUCUACCAGCGAAACCAGAGAUAUUGAUAUGGACGUAAUCAAUAUGAUGAAUGAAAUAACUCGAAUCGAGGGGAAUGCGAGUCAACAAGCGUCGACCAGUCAAGAAACAAUCUCUGCUCGUCCAUCGACCAGCAGGGCUGAUAAUCAUGAAAACGAGCGGCGAUUGUCUAUGGCGGGUCAAGAAACUGUACAUUCUUUUGACGACAGUGUUAACGAGCCUCGAAUACCGACGACUACGAAUCAAGAAACAACCACGGCCCGACCGUCUACAAGUAACAGCGCCGACAACAAUGGCAACGAACAAGAUAACAACGAGAGUUUGUGUUUAGAGAUUCAGAGUAUCAUAGAACGCAUUCAGAGAAACAACGACAACGGCACAAGCGGCCCUCAGCAGUCGUCGAGCACUCCAUCUUAUCCAUCUCGUUAUCCACCUCGUAGACUCAAUUCUAGGUUCGAAUACUACGACUUUAUGGAAGAGGAAGACGAUGGACGGACAACGGCAGAUGGAACACCACCCGUCGAAGAACGCAGCAGCGCACACGACAGGCCGCCUACGACUACCAACGAGCGCGAAAGAAUCAGCAGCCGUUACGUGCCAAGGGAUAGCAGUAAUGCCCCGGCAGUGCCACCCGAAAGAUUCAGCGACAGGCGCGGUAGCAAUCCGAGCAAUAACGAUCGGGAGGAUCCCGAAAAUCGUGGCUCAGUGGCUGGUAGCAGCAACAGUAGCAAUAGAGGAGAUGCCCGCGACCGGCGUAACCGCUUGGAUCGUCACAUCGAUCGCCGUAGACGGCUCUUGGACGGCCUGGUGACGCUGCAGCGCCGCUACGAUAUCAUGAUGAGACGGCGCCCGUUCUUCGGCGAGACGAACAGCGUGCGCGAACGCUGGCGCCCAGUCCUCGGUCCGUUCGACCCAGAGGUUUACGCCCUUGACCGUCUUCGUCAUCUCGCCGCCAUCACAGUGUCUCGCGGGCCCAUUCUAAAUAUUCCUGAUUAUGAACGCGAUGCUGCUGUGGGUGCCGACGAAGCUGCGGCUGCCCCGGCCGGUCCAUCCGACUCAACGGCCGCGCCAUCGGCUGGUCCGCCAUCCGAUCACAACGCGACUUCAGCCGCUUCCUUAGGCGCAGCUGCUGUGGCUGGACCGUCUGGCUCAUCUGCCUCGGCUGGUGUAUCAGGUUCAGCAAGUUCAUCUAGUUCAUUCGGUGCUAGAGGUCCGGCAAGUGCCCCGAGUACUGCGAGAGGUUCAAAUAGUACUAAUGCUGGUGGUUUGAAUGUACCGUUGAUUAGAGUCAACAAUCAACCGGUCAGCGACCUUAGUAGCAUAUAUAAUAUUCUUGGAGGACCCCGUAAUACUCUGGGAAGACCCUAUUUUAUAAAUUCAAGAUUAGAUAAUGAGGCACGACGAGGCAAUGCCGCUCCGGCCAACUCCAACUUCGAUCCUAUCGAACACCAGUACUCUAGCACUAUUCGUAGUCAGAUUCAUAGAUGGUUCUUCACACAGGCUUGGAGAGAUAGUUUUGUGCCGCGACCUGUUCAGCCUGUGCGAACUGGAGAUGGCUCAAGCGGUGGCCAAGAUCCCGAGAAUGACAGCGAUGACGUCGAAAUACGGGCAUUUUUUACAGAUCAUCAGAUCAACAUGACAUUCAAUGGUAUGGAAAUCCAAAGCUAUCGCAUUCAAGCGUGGGAUUUUUCAUCUAUUCCUGAUAUACGAGACGCUCAAAAAAAUAUAGUCGUGAAGGAAUGUAAAAUUCUCAACGAUGCUAGUAUCGAUAUUUCAAAUGAUGGGGCAUUAUUGGUUACUCUAGUGCAGCCCACACGAAUGCACCCAAUAACCACCAUAGGUGUUUAUAGUUUACAAUGGGACACUCUUGGUAAACAAGUAUACUCCACCCAAACUGAUCACUCAGUUAUUUCUGUUUCGAUGUCCCCGACAUCACAGCAUUUACUUGUUGGCCUCGCUUCUCGUAGAGUUCAAAUUCCUAAUCGUGCGUCUCCGAUGGCACUUAUUUACAAGUUUGAGACUGAUGACAAGACAAUAAAAAGUCCAGAAAAGUUAACAGAGGAACCAUCUGCCCAUCGGGCGGAAGAUUCGACACUCCCACCGCUCCGAAGAACAUUUGAUUCCUCUUUGAGAAGGACCUCCGACUCGUCGUCAAGAAGGCACGAUUCGCCUCUUCGAAGGUCGCAGCGUAUAUUUUCCACGGGUGCGGAGCGUAUUACCGCGCAGCAUCGUUUGAGGGACGAGUUGCGCAGAAUCGCGAACAUAACAUUUGUACCACCCCCCGCGGCGGGUCAGGAACAACCGCGACUGGACGAUGAGAUACGACCUCUGCGUUUCCAGUCGCCGCCGUAUCAUCCUGAGGACGACAGUACGAACGAUUCGAAUUCGCGCUCCAGGCCGUCGAGCAAUAACUCCGCGAAUAAUAAUCCGAGCGACACAAGCGAUAUGAAACCGGAUUCGAAGAAAAUGGUGCUAAUUAGAGAGUUGCAGCAAAAUCGAGACACGCCUACUUAUGUGAGUCUGAAUUGCAUGCGGUGGGCUCCACAACCUGGACAAGGGCUAGUCUACGCUACAAAUACUGGCAUGUUAAAUGUACUGUUUUAAGCUAGAUUAAAUUUUUCAAAUGGAAAUUUUGGCUGCUUAGCUUUUAUGGCGUAAUCAAAGAACUUUUGUCUUAGCAAUGCAAAAUUGACUUUUUUAAUACGACGAUCAUAAAAGAAUUCUUUGUAACAUUGCAGUAAGCUAUUUGUAUAAAUUAAAAUACAAUUUUUUAACUCGUUAAAUAUACAGAAAAUAUUUGUUUUCUAUCGAAUAAUUUUGAAGAUUGACGUUUAGUAAAAGAUAAAUGGACGUAAAUUAUAAGAAUCUUAGUAUGUUCUUUACAAAUCUCAAAACUGCUGAAUCGUUAAAAUAGUUAUUGAAAAUCAUUUGAUCGUGUUCACAUACAUGUAAGAAUUGAGUCACGUGAAUUAUUGCAAGGUAGACGUUUGUGCGCCGGUAAUUUAUUAAAAUAUCAAAAAUUUAGAAUCUAGAUGACGUAGACUUGAAUCUACUUAAAUUGAAUAAAUUAAUACAUCAACUUUACAAUACUAUGAACCAGUCCUCAAUUCUUGUUUCACGUAAACUUUUACGUGAAUUAUGAUUACUGAAAGCAAAACUUACUGCAGGGCUGUGCCUUACAUCGAUUUUUCACUUGAUUAUAUUAUUAGACCGUAUUCUGGUCUAUUUGUAGAUCUAUUUUAUAUAAAAAUGCAGAAUGAUACAAUAUGAACGAUCUCUGUUAAAAAAAAGCUGUACUCAAGACGAUCGAAAGUAACAAGUGCACGGUACUAGUUUCUAAGUUUGCAAAUAUAUGAUUAAAACCGUGUUCUUUUUAUUCAGCAUUAUUUUUUAAUCAGACUGAAAUCAAAUUGUGAUCUGAGUAUUUUUGAUUAUACUGCAAUAUACUUUUGUGAUAGUUGUUAGAAUUUUAUAGGAUUGCGAUACAACUAUGUGUUAUUAUUCCAAAGUUAUUUUUGUUCUCUCCAAUUAAUCAGAUUAUUAUUUAUGACUGCAUUCACUGCAUCAUCAAUUAUAUUGCUAUUCAUUUUCGUGCCAUUCGAACAAUUAAUUUUUUGCUAAUCAAUGGCAUAUUAUAUGUGAUUGAAAUAAAUGAUAGAUAACUAAUGUGUGUCUGUAAAUGAUAAUAUUCUACCACAGAUCUAUAUGAGAAAUAAAUUAAAUCAUUAUGUCGUACUGUAAGCUAUUUUAUGUAACGUAUUUGAAUGGUAAACAUGAUUCAAAGUAAUUCACUAAGAUGUUAUAUAUGUACAUGAAAUUUUGUAGUAAGGGAACGAUCAAGUGUAUGGUACUAAUUUCAUAAUGAAAGAUCCUACUUUAAUUCUGUUCGUUUUUUUGUACAUACACGAUAAUCGAGUUCCUAAUUCAUUAAAAAAUUAAUUUUUCUAAUAACUUUUAUUACAAACAUAACUAUUUAACUUGAAUGAACAACGAGAUAUUACCCGUAACUAAAAAACACUGAUUGUUCCGUGACUGCGAGACCAAAUCGAGUUUUUGCUUUUAUAUAUAUUUAUAUAUAAAUAUAUAUAUUUAAAAUUCAAAUAAAGUGGUAAUGUGAAA